Messenger RNA from Bombus pyrosoma, 5560 nucleotides. Its product is annotated as phospholipase B1, membrane-associated-like. Gene Ontology annotation, biological process: phospholipid metabolic process. Gene Ontology annotation, molecular function: glycerophospholipase activity. Lineage: Eukaryota; Metazoa; Arthropoda; Insecta; Hymenoptera; Apidae. The coding region runs from base 153 to 1406 and encodes 417 amino acids. The transcript has 7 exons. The record is from RefSeq and is a predicted model, not a curated record.
UACACCUGUCUCAGAUCGCCGCAAACUUUGAGAGGGAAAAGAAGGAUACCAUCUCGAAUCCAUUCGGUAUUGUUAUAAAGUUAUAAAAAUUACAAAACACGAGUGUUCGCGAAAGCCUUAUCGUCGCGUCAAUUGGCCCAAUAAAACGUGCGAUGAACAAGUUUCGUUUGUAUCUUUUGUUACAAUUAUGCGUGCUGACCGCGUCUCAGAAGACGGCUUUAGACUCGUCGAUAAACUUGUACCUCUAUCGUCAAAUUCGUAAUUGGUUUUUCCAAAAUAUCGGUGUAAGAAAUGAGGGACGAUCAGCACGAAAUGAAAGAAAAUUUCAAAAGCAAGUUCCAACAGACGUUCCAUUUCCUUGUAACGUUACAGAUGGUAGAUCUCCCAAAGUUCCCGACUCAGUUCAUCAUCUGAGACCAGGUGACAUAGAUGUUAUUGCCGCGAUGGGCGAUUCUUUGACAGCCGGAGCUGGAAUUUUUGCAACUAAUUUAUUGGAGCUGCCCAUUGAGAAUAGAGGUGCAUCAGCGAGUAUUGGUGGUCAAGGAACUUGGCGUACAUAUUUGACACUUCCCAAUAUUUUCAAAGAAUUCAAUCCCAAAUUAAUAGGCUAUGCACUUGGAGAUUCUCUGACUACUCAACCAGCUUCGCAGUUAGACGUCGCUGAAAUUGGCGCAAUGUCCAGAGAUAUGCCAUUUAUGGCCAAACAUCUAAUCAAUAAAAUAAGAAAUGACCCGAGGAUAAAUAUGAAGAAACAUUGGAAGUUGAUUUUCUUGUUCAUUGGACACAAUGAUUUUUGUACCGAUAUAUGUGCACUGCCUUCUCCAUGGUCUGUUUUGGAUAACCAUAAAACUGAUCUAAUUAAUACUCUUAGGAUAUUAAGAGACAAUAUACCCAGAACUUUCGUCGCUAUUCAGGUAAUGCCUCACUUAAAGGAACUCGUUGCUACGCGUGAAGGAAGAAACUCUUUGAAAUGCUAUAUAAUGACUACCAUUGAAUGCUCAUGUUUGUUCGCUUUGCAAUUCAGAGAUCGAAGACAGGAGUAUUAUGAAAUAAUAAAGAGGUGGCAAGAAUUAGAAGAGGAAGUGGUUAAUUAUUCAGAAUUUCAUAGAAAUGACUUCACUGUAGUGAGUUUACCAACUUUGAAACACGCAAAGGUACCACUUGCAAAGGAUGGAUUUGCUGAUUUGUCAUAUCUUUCUGCUGAUUGUUUUCACCUAAGUCAAAAAUCUAAUGCAUUAUUGGCAAAUAAUCUAUGGAACAAUUUGCUAGAACCAGUUGGUAACAAGUCUUUCACUUGGACUCCACUAUAUGAAAGAUUUUUGUGCCCUACUUCGGAAAGACCGUUCUUGAUGACACGUGAAAAUUCACACAAUUUUUCCUACAUUAAAGACACGCCUCUAGUUUAAUAUUAUAUAUAAUGUAUAUAGUUUAAUAUUAUAUAUUAUAUAUAAUGAAAUAAUAGCCAUUGAAAUUUGGUAUAGUAGACACAAAGUACCAUUUUAGUCCACAAUUUAACUUUCCUAAUAUAUAAUAUUUAUUGAUAAUUAUUAACAAAGUUAUUUUUCCAGAUAUCUCUGUUAUUGCAUGUGAUCUCAUCACGAAUUUUAUUCAUUUCACAGCUCCACUUACUACUUUAUAUGUCAUACUAAUUUUCAUUAGCGUUCUUAUUUUUUAUGUUUUAAAUACUUUGAUAUACACGAUAUAUGCUUUCAUAUACGCAGAAAAAAGAGUGUAAAUGUCGAUGAAUUUUUAAAUUUUAAACGAAGGGUGAUUUUAAUAUUGUUUCAGAGAUACUCAAUGUGUGUUCGGGAUUUUGGAUGGUCCUCAGUUUACAGUACGGACGGCAUAUUUGCUAUUUUUUGGGAAGUUGGAAUUUUCCACACUAUGUAUUGUAAGAUUUACAAUUCGGACCGCGUUGAGAGAAUAAUUGGCAUCCUAAGCACUCGACGGAUUCUUUCAACAGUAAAUCACGUGACAUAAACCUCGAUACUAGAUGAAACUCGACAAUAGACGAAGGAUGAUGGCAUUAACUGGACGUUACGCUAUGCUCACGACAAUUCAACAGUUACAGGAUUGGGCAGAAACAGAUUCCCACUUCAUAGGAAACGUUGACUAAAACAUACCCCCUAGACUGAUAGUUAGCCUUUAACGCCCCAAAUGUGCCUCUCAAGCACCACCGAUGUGCUGCGUUCUACUCCAAGUGUGCCUCUCAAGCACUGUAAAUAAAGCCGAUCAAUAUGUAUUAACAUAUUGUUUCCUGAGAAAAUCGUUGAAAUGGUGGCGGAAAUUGUUCUUUUGGGGAUUAGAAACAAGCGUAAUAAAUGCUUAUAUACUUUACAAGAUUUCUCAGGAAAGGAAAGGAGAAAUGAUGUGAAUAAGUUGGAGUUGCCGGUCGAUAUUCACAAUUAAAAGUCGGAGCGUUAAGGGUUAGAAUAUAAGCACCAGGCGCUUCAAGAGACAACAGAUUUAUCACACACUCGCCUACGUUUGAACUCCGUUACUUACAGUUCAUAUUCUCCCGUUUAUACUAAAUAGUUCAAACAAACCUACUAAACACAAGCUUCUUACUUACUAAGAAACUUACUAAGAAAUUUACUAAGAAACAAACUGAUCUCACAUCGAAACGUAAGUUGUACACUUCGUUUUUUGAAUCACCUUUAUAAAUCUCCCUCAACAUUCUUGCUUAAAUUAUCGAAGCCAUAAUUCACGCGUCUACCAUGGCUCCCAAUCAAGAAGAACGCAUUAAAUGUUUAAAACUGCAACCCGUAGCGUUCAAGAUAGAAUUAGAAUCGUUUCAAGCAGUAUUUGAUACCCAUAGUGAAGGAGCGUCAGCAACAAUCAUUCGGGUUUAUUUGGAAGUAUUAAAACCAGAAUUUGCCGCAUUUAAAAAAGUCCAAAGCAAAUUGGACGAUACAGACGAUGAUCAGUCUGAGGCGGGUAUGUUGUCUGUGAUAAUAUUAGCUGCUGAUUGUAGAUAUCGCUGCUGGGGUACUGCUGUAUUUUCUUCCUAUUUAAGAAUCGUGGAAGAAAAAUCGGACUUCGGUCGCCAGGAUUCGAACCCGGGUUACGAACGGUCGUAACCUAAGCCGCUAACCACUGCACUGCCGUCGUCCGACACUAGUUAGUGUAGAGUGGUGGUAUUUGCUUGUCGAGUGCCGCCACAAGUCAAUGGAUGAAUAUAUUACCAUAAAUCAGGGCUCUAGAUAUAAUUGAAAAUGCUGUGGUUGCGCCUUAGGUUACGAGCGCUUGGAACCCGGGUUCGAAUCCCGGCGACCGAAGUCCGAUUUUUCUUCCACGAUUCUUAAAACGGAAGAAAAAUACAGCAGCACCCCAUCAGCGACAUCUACACCGGCCGGCGAACCCGUCUCAGCCGGCCUCUACUCUAGGCAGCCGCACCUAUCACGGACAACACAUACACCUUAAUGCAAAAGCGCGGAUAAGAGAGCAAACCGAAAUUAAUAUGCGAAACCCACCAAACACACGUGCUCCAAGAGUUGAGGAACUACUCAAAUCUUUACAAGAUUACGGAACAGAAUAUCAAACAUCACCAGAAGAAUCUACACCCCGUCAGCAUAAUUUACGCAUACGUGAAUUCUGCGAAUUCAAUCGAACUCCACGUUAAUCAUUCAUCGAUCAGUCGCGAAUUACGUAUAGUUUUUGUAAUAGUCUUCACGUGUUACGAAUUAGUGGCAAUUUUUGUACCGGAGCGAAUAAACAUCGUGAGAGAAAGAAAUCUUUGCCUCAAUUGUCUGUGUAGGACUUAUUCCGUUUACGAAUGUCAAGCAAGCAGUUGCACGCAAUGACAUAAACGGCACCAUUCUCUGUUGCAUUUGAAUACGGUUAAUUCAUCACAGUCAGCUCAAACACAUCUAAUAUGUCAUACGUCCCAUAUAUCUUCAAAUGUUAUUUUGUCGACUUCUAUCAUAAACAUCACCGAUCGGAACGGUGACGCACAACCGUGUAUAGACUUACAAGAUUCCUGCUCUGAGACACAUUUUCCAACCGAAAAAAUGUGAAGGCGUCACGGUUUAAACACGCAAAGAGUUGCCGUACUGUUACGCGGCACCAAUCAAGUGACAUCGCAGAUCAAUCAAAUGAUUCGGGCGAAAAUCUAGUCACGCAUCAGUAAUUAUAUGGCAGAAUUGACAUUUUUAAUUAUUAAUGAAGUGUCAUCACUAAUUUCGUUAGAAAAUGUUAAUCGCGACAAUUUAAAAAUAUCACGUGAUCCAACAUUUGAUCGAUGUCUGUCUGAUGUCGAUGGUCUCUUUGGAGCUCAUCUGUUUUGGGACUUCGUUUGCAUAGGAAAAAUGAGCCUAGCGGACGAGGAAAUUCAAUUACAUAACACAGAAGUAGGCUGGAUCCUCACGAGUGAAACGGUAGGAAAUAGUCAAUCACGCAAAGCGAUCUGCAACACGAAACUCAAGGUACUACCUGACCAUAUUGAAACCUUUAGGAACAUAGAGGAACGCUCUUCAACGAGAACUCUAUAUCCAGAAGAACACGCGUGCGGAAUACCCUACACAAUACAUACUACACGGGAUUCAACUGGCAGGCAAGUGAACAAUCACGAAACUAUUUGUUAAACAAUCGCAUAAAUUAGCACUUCAUCCUACCUUGCGCAUCACUCUUAGGCGGACUAUAAGAAGCCACUGCUAAGUCACUCAAACACAUCGUGAUUCUCAUGAUAGGAAACACAUUAUUCAUAUACCAAGAAUUAUCCACUAAUGUGAUAGAAAUUGAGGCGCGUUUAAAGUUCAGACCAUUGAUCCCAUUAUCUUCGGAUCCCAAUGAUCUCAGUUCGUUGACAAGUCAUUUUGCUAAAACGUGACUCAUUAACAAGUACUCCAGAGUGCAAUCUUACAACAUUCAAAACAGGACGAUUGCCCGCGUGGCAAAAAAUACAACCACCGAGACAACACUGGUGGAGCAUAUUGGAUAAAGAAUAUCUCAAUCAACUAAUGAUUGGGGAAAAAUGGCAUCAGCAUAGCGCAACAAAAUCCAAGGAAAGCAUGAUGGUCAUAUCAAGGUUUAUACCACGUGGUUUACUGUUGAGAGGACCUGUCGAGUGCUUAGGAUGCCAAUUAACCUCUCGGCGCGGUACAAAUUGUAAACCUUAUGUAGUGUGGGAAAUUCCAACUUCCCAAAAAAUAGCAGAUGUGCCGUCCGUACUGCAAACUGAAGAAUCCAAAAUCCUGAGCAAUGUGAUUUCUAAUUAUUUAUCUGUUCUUUAUUUUCUAUUAUUUCGUUCUUGAUCACUUGUUUUUUAUCUUUAUUACCAUUAUAAUAAAAUAAAAAAUUAAUUAUGAAAUAUAUUUCAGAAGAAUCGAACUUUUUGUUUGUUAAACAUUCUGUAUAUUUCAUUCAGCCAAGUCAAAAUUAUUCAGUUUUAGAGAAAAACAAACUUCCACGGCAAUUACCAAAUACAAAGCCAUUUUUUUCUAUUGUUUAUUGUCAAAGAUAAUAUUGUAAAUGAGAAAGAUUGUAUUGUUAUUGUAACCACAUUUGCAGGUAUAACAAUUGUGUGUAAAAUAAUAAAUAAAAUAUUGAUUUAUAUAUAGAA